AGCCGUCACCUGGAGAGGUCCGACACGUCAUCUCGUCCCAGCAAGAUGGCGCCGAGACUGACGUUAUUACUGGCGCUCUCCCUGCUGCAGUACACCCCGGGUCUCAAGAUCCGGGUCCCUGUGCUAAGGGUGUCAAUACCCUGUGUGAGGGAUCUCGACUGUGGAGAUGGGGGAAGGUGUGUUGUGUCGGGGGUAGGUCUGUGUGGAAAACCCAGCGGAGAACAGGAACAGGCGAGGUCUUCAUCAUCUCAGCUGAGUGAGACCAACAUCACAUCCCCCCACGCCUUCAACACCUCCUUCAACACCAUCUCCAACAUCACGGACCUACCACCUCGUCAGCUACGGCACCUUCAGGCUCCUCCAGCGCCCUGUCUCUGGGACGAACAGUGUGCCAGCGGUCACUGUGUCAAGGUCGGGGUCGGUGUGUGCACAGUGGAUCACCGCUGCGACGUUUGUGGGCCAAAACAGUGGUGCGAUGGGAAGAAAUGUCUCUCAAAGAGGACUUACAACUCCUCCUGUGAUAGAGAGGAGCAGUGUGAGUCCUCCGUCUGUCGAGGAGGACUCUGUGGCUGUGAGGAGGAUGAGGAGUGCUCCUCAGAGGAGUUCUGCAGCUCAGAUGGCACGUGCGAGGAGAGAAAAUCGUAUGCCUCUUCGUGUGAAAACAAUGAGCAAUGCAAGAGCCUUCUGUGCAUUGAUGGCAGUAGCGGAAAACAAUGCGGCUGUGAUGACUCCGACUGCUCUUCUGCGGAAAUAUGUAGUUCUAGAGGCACGUGCGAAGCUAAAAAAUCGUAUCAAUCUUCGUGUGAGAGUGAUGAGGAGUGCAAAAGCCUUCUGUGCGUUGUUGGUGCGAGUGGAAAACGAUGCGCCUGCGGAGAUGACUCCGACUGCUCUUCCGGAGAGCGUUGCUUGUCCGACGGAAGCUGUAUCGUGCCAAAGUCAGACAGAAGCCGCUGCGCAGCUGACGAAGAAUGUAUCAGUAAUGAUUGCUGGGUACUCUCUGGUAAAUGCAGAUGUACUGAUGACAGUUGUCCUUCCGACGAAUAUUGCAAGCCUUUAUUGGGGGUUUGUGGUGCAAAACUAUCCAGUGGUGUGAAAUGCAUAUACGAUGGCCAGUGUCGUAGUGGUAAUUGCCGCUGUAUUAGACCUAGAUGUUCUUGCGACUGAUUUACAUAAUGUUACGUAGUGUUACGUUUGUUUGUAAUAUUACAAGUCUAGUACUGUUCCUCGAGUCUUUACUUCA
Amphibalanus amphitrite is the source of this 1240-nucleotide messenger RNA. RefSeq names its product integrin beta-like protein 1. Lineage: Eukaryota; Metazoa; Arthropoda; Thecostraca; Balanomorpha; Balanidae. The coding region runs from base 46 to 1164 and encodes 372 amino acids. The record is from RefSeq and is a predicted model, not a curated record. The transcript is spliced from 3 exons.